AGUUUUUUUUCUACCCUGAAGCGAUGGAGGCAUUCUGCUGGUACGUGCGAUUGUUGAAGAUGUGUGUCUUCUAGUGUUUGAGUGGUUUUGUUGCCGGUUGGAAAAGAGUUUCUACCAGAAUUUUUCUUUCCAUACGAGUAACUCAUCGUUCCCGACAGAAAAGGAUCAUAUGCGAGUGCCGACGACAUUCACGUGUGUGCGUGAGUUCGCGACAAUUUUUGUGUUCAGCAGCCACUAAUUGCGUGUGAAUGUAAUGGAGGCGACAACAGCAGCAUGAAGUGAAGUGGAAUUAAAAUUGUGUUUCGAAACGAGCAAUCAAAGGAAGGAUAAAAGCUAGAACGAGCAGCGUGUAACGUGUGUAACGACUUAACGUGUUUGUGCGUGUGUCCUUUCUCACGACGUAAGGAAAAACGGAUAUUGUACCGUGGAUGGGAGCGUGAAUGUUUUACAAUCGCCCCAUCCCAUCCGAUGGAUACACCUUUCCCGGCCGGAAACGGAUUAAUGCUUCCGGCGAAAAGGAAGGUGCCGAUCGUGUCCCGUAUUUUAGUCACGUGUUAACCAAGUUCUUCCCGAACGUUGCUGCAAUCCGUCCGUGUGUGUGGCGCGCGCGCGUUUGGCCACCGCGCAAUGGCCAUCCCUUAAGUGUGUGUGAGUGUGUCCCCGAUAGCGUGUUGGGAAAACUCGUUGUGCCUUUCCGCGGACGGUAUCGAUUUUCUUCUCCCAUUUUCCCUCCUCCCUGGGGGAAAAAACGCCGGGUUACAGUUUUGGGGGAUCCUUCGAUUCGAGACGGGGAGUGAGAAGAAGGCAGAAAACCCAAAAAGUUUUGUUGUGUCCACUGCCGGUGGUGUGUGCGUGUGUGUGGGAACGAGUUUCGGAAGGAGCCAAAAGAAAAAGGUUGUUGGAAAGUGGAAGCAUUUGUUAAUCGAAAAAUUCGAGUGCAGUUUACGGCGUUAGUGGAAGGUGUUUUUUGCUAAUUUUCUAAUUACAUUAUUUUCUCGGUGCAUCACGUGUGUGUUUAAAAUAUAUAUCAGCAGAAGGAUCCGGUUGUCCUUUUGCCUUACGCUCUGUGGAAAAUCUAUCUGGUAGUGGAAAAUCUAUACGUAUUAGUUUUCCCGUGCACGUUCCGCCCAAGGGUGCGGAGUAACAAUAUCGGUUAAAGGCGAUAAAUCUACGUAAAAGCAGGUUCGGACACACCUCGGCGAACAUCGAGGUGACUCAAAGAGGGAACAGCGCAAGCGAACGAUAUGGACAUCGGAAUGGAUCGGAGCGGUACGGAUGCCGGUGUUGCCACCAUUGGCUCACUGUUUCAGCACAUCGUCAACGAGAUGAAGAACUCGAGCCCCCUGUGGGAAGACUUCAUUGCCAAAGCGACAAAGCUACAUGCAUGCUUAAGGGCUACAAUUCAAGCGUUGGCGGCCUAUUUGGAUGCAUUCCAAAAAAUUGCAGAUGCUGCCACCAACUCUCGAGGAGCCACCAAAGAAAUUGGAACGGCACUAACACGAGUCUGCCUCCGGCAUAAGGCGGUCGAGAGCCGGAUGAAGAACUUCACCACCGCCAUCAUGGACUGUCUGGUGGUGCCGCUGCAGGAGAAACUGGAAGACUGGAAAAAGCAAGUGACCAUUAUCGAUAAAGACCAUGCCAAAGAAUACAAGCGGUGCCGGGCGGAGCUGAAGAAGCGCUCGAGCGACACACUGCGGCUGCAGAAGAAGGCGAAGAAGGGUGCCGCCGACAACCUGCACGUGCUGGUCGAAUCCUCCAUGCAGGAUGUAACGUUGCGCCGCUGCGAGCUGGAGGAGGUCGAGCGAAAGUCACUGCGGGCGAUCAUGGUCGAGGAGCGGACGCGGUACUGCACCUUCGUCAACAUGCUGCAACCGGUGGUGCACGAAGAGUGUGAGGUUAUGUCCGAGCUCGGUCACCUACAGGAAGCCAUGCAGUUGAUAGCGAUCGUCACGAAGGAUCCCGCCCAACUGCCGCAAGCCUCGGAGGAGCUGAUCCUCGAGUCGAAGGCCAACAUUAGCCUGUACCCGGAUUCGCCCGGCGGCUCCAACUCGCAGGGCGGCUGCUCGAACUCGCUCGGUUCGCGCAAGAGCUCCGUCUGUUCGAUCAGCUCGAUUAACAGCAGCAGCAGUGGAUCCCCGGGCCACCAUCAGUUCCAGCGAUCGCUAUCGCAGUACUCCCCGGCGAUACGUUUGAAACCCGGCGAAUCGAGCGAUAGCGGCUUUUGCUCUUCACCAGCUUUAACUUCACAGGCUUCCACCUUAGCUAGUCAAUCACAUGCGGUAUCAACGUGGCCACCACACACACAGGAUGCAACGUCGACAGUCGACCGUCCGCACACGAUUUCGUCCGCGUACGAGAAGGGCCAUCAGCGACCCGCCCUCACGGUGUACACCUUCCAAAGUCCGGAAACGAUCGCCGAAACGCAAAAAUCACCGGCCAACGUGGCCUGCCGACCACCGCUACCAGUGCGUUGUUCCUCGCUGGAGAGACCACUGUCGACGACGUCCGUGAAAAAUGCCAACCCUAACGUGCCGCGCCAGUGUCCGUCUCCAAUUCCAGCGCACAUUACCAAAGAACACCCUCAACUCCAGCCCACCUACGUCAAUAUGACGGAAUUGGCUUCGAUGGCUGCUUCUAAAACCACUAACAACAGCAACACUGUUAACAACAACAACCACCACCACCAUACUACAGCAUCCAGUAGUGGCGGCAAUAAUGGCGUCGGCAGUAGCAACACGCCCAACAAUGGCCAGCAGCAACCGGUCCCGUCGAGCGCGGCAUCGUCCCAUGCGCACGUGCUGUUCCAGCAACCGAACUCGCCCGUACUGUCGUCGGCCUCGUCGCUCAUCUCGCCCGACUCGAAUGCGACGAACGCGAUCAGCUCACCGGACGUGUCGGCGUGCAGUACGCAAACGCCGCAGAACACACCGCAGACCGGUUCGCCCGGUACGCCCAACUACAGCAGCAUCGGUGGCGGUGCCAUCAAACUCGGGUUCCGCAGCACGACGCCAUCCUCUACGGGCGGUGGCACGACGGCCGUAACGCCCAGCGAAAGUAAUAUUGACACUUCCUCCAACCACACGAUCACGAUCGACGACAACGAGGAGCAUUUCAAUACGAGCACCUCCGCGUCCGCAAACAUAACAUCUGCCACCAUCAGCACUUCCGAUACUACCACCAUCACCACCACCACUACCACCGCAACUAGCGCUACUAACAAACCAUCUCCUCCUCACUGUUCCACCGCCGCCGCCACUAGCACGCUCAGCACCGCGGGCGGCGCUGGUGGUACACCGUCGAAAAGCGUGCUCGAUAAGGAUAAAGAUAUACUCAAACGUACCGGUUCAGUUCUAGAGAAAACGUCCAUGUUCGAGCAGCAGAUCAACAACAACCAGCUGCACCAGCCGACACUACCGAUCCAAACGCAGCAACAGCAGCAGCAGCAGCUGAGUGUACCGACAUCACCGAACGCACUGUACGGGCGACGGACGAACGAAGAAAUCUACAAAUCCGCCGGUCAGUUGCUGCUGGAUCGCGAUGCAGACUGCAUCGACAAGCAAACGAUCGAAGAACUAAACAAUCUGAUUGGUGAAUUAGAUCUCUUUCAACGAGAGCACGAAAGCGCUCUGCUAGCUCAACAGCAGCAGCAGCAGCAACAGCAGCUUCAUCAUCCACACCAUCCACCACAGCUGCACGCACGGCACCGAUUUUCGAACGGGGUCGCAUCCGACGGGACGACCGAUUCCGAUACAAUCCUAGCGAAUGGCGUCAAUAACAACCAUCAUCAUCAUCAUCAUCACGGUUCGAUGGUGUCCCGGAACGCAGGUGGUUCCAAUGGGUUGCUCGAUGCAGAGGAUGACGGUCUGCAGAUGGAGCAGCAGCGGACCACCGGCACGGCGGACCGGCUCCCGUCAUCGAUCUCAUCCAGCAACAGCAAUCUGGACGAAUACCUGAGCAACCAUCAGGCGGGUUCGGUCGAGGAGACGAACGGUUCGAUGACGAACCUGGCGGCCAAAUACAGUAACCACAGUGUGGUGAGCGACGAUUACCCAACCGUAGGCCAGUACCGGCGGACACCACCACCGUACACCACGCAACCGCAAGCGCACCAUUCGCUCGGGCUGAGCGCAUCGGCCGGUGGUUCCACCCAAGGGCUGGACGGCACCACCGGGUUCGAGAAUCCUUCCUUUAUGAUGGAAAAUUACUACGCCCAGAACCGUAGCGAGGUGGUUGUGCUGCGCUGCAAGGACACCAGCCGCAACAGUCUAAACAAUGCGCCGGACGAUCUGCUCACCGGUAGCGGAUUGAUGCAGCUGAACGGCACACCGGUGGACAAUUCGCAGCAUCCGCAGCAGCGGCUAAGUUCGUUCCGCGUGACCAACUCUAGACCGGCGUCACCCGCCUCGAUGUCAUCGUUCUUUGGCAUUAGCUCACGCUCGCCAACGCCGUCCCUUUCGCUACCGGUCACGGCAAACUCGUCGCCGCAACACCUUCACCAUCAUGCCCACGGAGGCGGAGGUGACGCGAAUGACCCAUCGUCGGUGGUGGCGGCAGGGUCCAAUUCCAAUCACCACCAUCCGGCCGCCAGCUCUAGCGUCGCCACGGCAGCACCGACCCCACCGUACGACGAUCGUAUCAAUCGCAAUAAACCCGCCAUCACCCCGAGACCUGCAUCGUUAUCUGGACCAACCCGGGUCACCCGACGGGCGUCGGUCAACACCGUGAAACCGCCACCGCCAGUCCGGCGCAGCUCAAGCGUAACGCCUAGUCCUAGCGUAGGAACUAAUUCCACUACCACCACAAAUCUUGCCCAGCAAAGCCUAGCUUACACCUCAUCAGAAAGUUUACCACCACCACCUGCUUAUCUGUUAGAUUCGGCCGCCGGAAGUUCACCUAGUAUUUCAGGAAAUGUUGCGGGCACGGUGAAGGCUCUGAAUGAGAUAAGGCACACGCCGGCCAGUCCGAGCGUGCUGCGAAGGGCUCAGCAGCAGCAGCAAAGCAAUCCGCCCUCGAAUCAAGGAUCACCUACGCAAUACGGUACCAAUCUGUACGGUACUUUACCCUCCAAGCAUGGUCACGAUCACAGUACUGUCACAGCAUCAUCGCCUGCCGCUGCGCCUGUGCAGCAAACACACUAUCCUCCAUCUCAACACCAUCACCCCAGUACACCACCAAACUCAUUCCAUGCCACUGAUAGUAACAAACCGCUAUCGAAUCGAUCUCCGAAAACGAAUCUCCACCAACAGGGAGGGAUAUACGCACAACCGAAACAACUAUCGACCAUGUCCAGCUUCCGUACCUCAAGUCCUGGUCCCCAGAAACCAAACAGUAGCUUCCUCGCACAACUGAAUGCCAAGAUAGCACCGAACAAAUCAUCCCAAUCACCGUCACCUGUGCCCUAUCAGCAGCAGCAGGCAAACAACUACGGUUACACGACCGCUCCUCCGUCCGGCAGUGAGCUGAUCUACCAACGAUCCACCCCGGUUGAUCCGCGAGCGUACAACAAUAAUCAGCAGCAACAGCUGCAACAGCAGCAGCAGCAGCAGCAAUACUACCACCAAUCGCAACAGCAACACCAGCAGCAACCUCCGCCGCAUCCACCACGAGAGGGUAAACACUCAAUCUAUUCCGCCGCUAAUCAAACCUCUUCACAGCAACACUACCAGCAGCACCAGCAGCAGCAGUACUAUCACAAUCAGUAUCCAACGCAGCAGACCCACCAACAGCUGCAAUAUCAGCAACAACAAUCCUCGCCCUACUACUACCAACAGCAGCAGCAGCAGCAACAAGCGCCUCAAAAACAGCCCCAGUACGGUCACGUGUUGCCCCCGGCGGGAGCUGCUAGUAGCAGUAGCAGUAACAGUGCAUUGGCCGGUGGAAGCUACGCAACGCAAAACAUUUACGUCUCGACGAACCCGUUCGUCAGUUCCGUCCAAACAUCGGCUGGUGGUGGUGGUGGUAGUGGCGUUGCUUCCGUCGGUAGCUACUCCCCUUCGUCCUUCGGUAAAGGCGCACGUCACCACGACGAUGUGGCUGCCAGUGGUGGCGCUAGUGGCAGUAGCACCCCAAACCGGACAAAUCAUCACAGCCGCAACAGUUCCGCAAAUAAUAAUGGGGCCGCUGCUGGCGGGGGUUCUGCACCGGGCGGCUCAGCAACGCACAACGUGCUGGCGAAAACUAGUGCCGGAUUUCUGGAGAAUCUAAACGCUCGUCUCGCCGAGCAACGACUUUCGGGCAAAGCGUUUGCCGUUCGGAAUCUUAUCAACAGUAAAGCGCUGCCCGAUCCCCGUGUCUGUCACGAAUCGCUGAUGGAUCAGAUCAAGCGUGGCGCAACGUUAAAACGCAACCGUACGAUCAACGAUCGUAGUGCACCGAAAAUCCAUUAGAUUUCUUCCACGCACGCUUUAUCCGCACGACACAGCGUGUGUGUAAGGCUUUAGAGCGUCAGGCAGCAGCGUCAGUUGGUCCCAACUACACCCCGUCGCAUACGGGGAAUAUAAAUGUACGUGUGUGAGUGUGUGUUCGUUCCUGAAUAAUGCGUUCGAGAUGAUGCGAACAUUGUAAAGUUAACCGUCAGCAAACUGUGUGUAAUGUUAAGAGAGAAGCUAUACUGAAGCACUAUAACUGAAUGUAACCCAAUGAAGGCUGAAGAAGAUGCAUAUCGUCUCUAGGCGCGACUCGCGACGAGGGUUUCGCCAAAUCUCAAUUUUCUGGUUCGAUGGAUGGAUGGCGGCCGACAGCAGCAGCAGUACCUUCAGGAAGGUUAAGGUAUUUAUGUGCGUUACUAGUUUUGUGGUUCCCCUUUCGAAUUAAAACCUAAAACUGGUCCUUAAAGCCGAGAUGUGGUGCGUGAAAACUGAAAUCGCUUUUGUUUGAUUCCAGUUAUUGUGAAAUCUCAAUCAAAUCCAAUUCCUAUAUUAAUUUCUUCAAUUCGCUCAAAGGAUCAAGGCUCACCAGUAAGUGAUCCCCAAUUUCUAAUAUUUUUUUCUCAAACAACUUCUCUUCUAAAAAAUUACGUAUUUCAGUUAGAAAAAAAUCUUUAGUUAUCAAACACUCGAAUACCCAGUGUAAUAAAUGUAUGUUUGAAUGGAGUGUAACGGUGUGUAGCGUAAUCGAAACCAGUCCAGUCCAACAACAAACCCAAAAGCACAAAAGCAAACAGAAAAAAGAGAAAAAGAAAAUGAGCUGUGAGAACAUGCAAAAGGAGAAAAGAAAGAACAAAAAAACAUAUACCAUACCAUACCACACGUAUAUCAAUUAUCAACUUCAAUAUAUCAAUGCAAGUGCACAGUUGAAAGAAGGGGAAGACUUACGUAUCGAAGACGAUUUUUAAAAUGCUGCUACAAACUAACCCCGCUACUGCUACCACUACUACUACCGCUUCCUCUCGUUGAAUUGGUGACACUAUCAAGCCUUAUAACCAAACACUACCCCAGCAUCAUCUGCUUCCCGUGUUUUGAUGUGAGAAGAAACAAAAACAAACGUUCAAAAUUCGUUUACAGGGCGACAAUAAGCAAACAAAGCAACGGAUAACUAACCAGAAAAAAUCCCUCCCAUUUUACACUACAGUAGCAAACAAACAGAAUGAAAAAAAAACUGUGUAAAGAUGAACUGGAGCAGCUUUAGGCGGAGGGAAAAACUACUGUUGGCAAAGGAAAAUCGGUAACUAAUUCGUCCAAACAAACCAAUUAUCACAGGGGCAGGAGUUGUAGUAAGAAGUCUCCUAUUUGAAGAUCCCCGUCUUUUUGUUUGUUCGGUGAAGACUCGUACGUGUAAAUCCCGUAUAUAUUACACAAGCAAAAAUGAUCUUCACCUAACUAACGCACAUAGAACAGUUUUAAUAAUCUCCAUCCUUCUCCAUCCGCUCCGCGGUUUGAAAUAGCAUCAGAAAAAAAAGGAAAAUGCUCAUACCGAAAUAAAAAGGGUAACAAAACCUGGUAACACGACACGACACCAAACUGGUUAAAGACUGACACCUAAGACCAUGGGAAAAACCACACACACACACGCGCGCGCGUAGUAAUAUCUCUACUUUUCGUAAUUGAUGUGUCUUGUGCUGUUGUGGAGAGGAAAACACGUGUUCGAUCGAUCCUUCUCUUCGUAGUCCUACUGUUCAGAAAAAAUAACUGCUAAAACACGGACCCCCCCUCCCACCCCAUUUUUGGGUGUGAUGAACAGAAGAAGGAAAACAGAAGCAUAUUAUACAUUAUACACGACGAUACAGGAUGGUUGAUAGCUGAAGCUCCAGCGUUCCUACCUAUACACUACUACCGCUAGCAAACGGAACCGAACUCGAGCUGACCGUAAUCGUAGUAAAGCUAGCAAGUUCAGCUUAAUCAAGGCGCACGCAUAGGGUGUAGGAUUGCCAGUCUUCCACCAAAGAUGAGUCCACAGUGACGGAGACGCGUAAUGGGAAGAAGUGUGCCGGCGAAAACCAAAACCUUAGAACAAGAGAGGCUAUCUUUAUUAGAAGAGGAAAAUCCGGGCUCAAUUUUUGUUUUUAUACCGGUUUUUUUCUAUUUGUUUCCCUAUUUAUUUUUCACCUUUUUUGUUUUCCUUAUUUUUGUUUACUUUAAUUUAAUUCUCUUUUUUUGCUUGUCACAAGUUUACUAACUUUUCUUAACAAUUCGUGUAGUUUUUUGUUGCUCUCUUUUAUUCCUUUUUACUUUUCUUCCUUUAAUUUAUAGAAUUGGGAACAGUUAAACAUUUUCUAUUUGUAGUAGUUGUUUUGUUAUCAUUUUGUGCUUGCUCUUAUUUAUUUGCAUUUUUACGCACGCCAGCCUUUUUGUGUGUUUUUUUUUUGUUUUGAUCGCUUAUUAAUUAUUUUUUUGAGAUGAAUUAAUAUAAGCCUUUUUUUGUUAUCCCAAUUGUGUAAAUAAUGAAAAUCUUGCGUGUGUAUAAAUUUGCAUUUCGCUGUUUCGGACGUGUAACUAAUCGCCCCUCGCUACCGAUAGUGUGUAUCCAAAACGAGUUUUGGAAGGGAGUUUUUUUGUUUGUUUAAAAUUAUUCUACUGCAAUCAAAAACACGUUCGAGUGCGCACUGUGGAACAAAAUAUACAAACAAAAUGAUGCAUCAUGCAAAGAAAAGAGAAAGAUCAAAAUAAUGAAACUGCAGAAACCAUGCACAACAACACCACAUUGUUUUUGUCACCCGAAGGUGGCAACGAGGCAAGAAGAAAUGCCGUGAAGUGAAACACAAUAACUAGCUCCUAGCGGAUGUAAAUCGAGGCGAAGAAAAUGGAUAAUGUAAGCGAAGAACGUAAUGAAAAAAAAAUCAUUUAACAUUACUAUUAACUUAACUGCGGAAGAGCAAAAGCUAAAACUACACUAACCAAACAAACAAAAAAGGAAACAUCAUUUAACACGACGCGAUAAUAAGGAAUGGGUGGUGUAUGUCUGUGUGUGUGUGUGUGUAUAGGGAAGGCAAAAACACAUCAAAAACUUCUUCACACUCAUUGUAUUGAUCGAAAAGGAAGGGAACGUGUGUCUACAGUGGGAAAACAAACCUAUAUACAAUAUUAUUUUUAUACACGGGCAAUUAGCAGCAGUCAGCCACAACAAGUAAACUACGCAAGCAAACGUGAUCUGAGUUAGGUUGAGAGCCGCGUGGUAUGGAGAGGCCCCAGCCACAGUAAAAUAAUAUGACGACCGCGAACGGCCCCGUAACAACAACAUUAGCUCUAGUUAUAUACAUUACAUAUACACACACACUCACACGAACGCGCGCGCUCGCAUACAACAUAUUAUACAUAUUAUGUAUACAUACUAGGGGCACUGUCAGAGCGGUGCGGUCGGGCUCGAAUCAUAUGCUAGCAAGAGGACGUGGAAGCAGCAAAGCCGGAUAAUGUAGAUGUUUAAUAGCUGUAAUAGGGGAUGAGCUGCUACUGAUGAGCACUAGGAAUCCACGCCACGCUUAAGCACCGCUGCUGGGCUUAAGGAUCAAUCGAUGAUGGUUUGGCGUGAAUCUUGACAGGCAAAAAGCAGGCUUACGGGGUAGGAUGUAUGGUAAUUUAAAGCAGCAAAGGAAAAAAUUGUAACCAAUCACGAAAUGUGUUGUCAUCCGGCGAGCAGAAGGCAGAGGCAGAAAGAAGGAAAGAAAGUAAGUAAUAUUAAAACCAGAAGCAAGGAAAAAAAAACUACUGUAUCAUUGUACACUGAAAUAAAGGAAAGGAAGGAAAAUCAUUAUAUCAA
Molecule: messenger RNA, 10191 nt
Organism: Anopheles stephensi (Asian malaria mosquito)
Lineage: Eukaryota; Metazoa; Arthropoda; Insecta; Diptera; Culicidae
Gene: mim
Product: putative mediator of RNA polymerase II transcription subunit 26
Exons: 20
Coding region: 1245-6386 (1713 amino acids)
Biological process (GO): cell projection assembly; plasma membrane organization
Cellular component (GO): cytoplasmic side of plasma membrane; actin cytoskeleton
Molecular function (GO): actin binding; phospholipid binding
Source: RefSeq, a predicted model, not a curated record